Saccostrea cuccullata (small rock oyster) is the source of this 1580-nucleotide messenger RNA. RefSeq names its product inhibitor of growth protein 5-like. Gene Ontology annotation, cellular component: nucleus. The coding region runs from base 41 to 775 and encodes 244 amino acids. The record is from RefSeq and is a predicted model, not a curated record. Gene Ontology annotation, biological process: regulation of DNA-templated transcription. The transcript is spliced from 7 exons. NCBI's taxonomy places the organism in Eukaryota, Metazoa, Mollusca, Bivalvia, Ostreida, Ostreidae.
AUUAGUCACAUGACCUAGUUAUAAUUAGAGCACUGCAAACAUGGCGACUGCAAUGUAUUUGGAGCACUAUCUGGACAGUCUAGAGACAUUGCCAACAGAGUUGCAAAGAAAUUUUAACCUGAUGAGAGAUCUGGAUCAACGUACACAGGACCUCCUUAAGGACAUAGACCAUCUCUCUGAGGACUAUUUAAAGAAUGUCAGAGGAAUGUCUCCAGAGAAACGAACCCAAAAACUCUCAACAAUAGAAAACAAAUUCUCCAAGAGCAGAGAGUACGGGGACGACAAAGUACAGUUAGCAAUGCAGACAUAUGAAAUGGUUGAUAAACAUAUACGAAAGUUAGAUGCUGACUUGGCAAGGUUUGAGGCAGAUUUGAAAGACAAGACAUCAGCCUCCAAGCUCAAAUCUGAUUCAGACUCGGGCAAGAAGAACAAAGAUAAAGACAAAAAGAAAAGGAAGAAAGAAGAAUUUGAUGAUGAGAUUCCCAAGAAGAAAAAGAAGAAAGGCCAGCAGAGCCCUCCAGAAGAGGUUGUGUCGUCCAUACCGAUCUUGUCGACAUUAUCGAUCACCCACCCCUCAGAUGUCCUUGACAUGCCUGUUGACCCCAAUGAGCCGACCUACUGUCUCUGUCACCAGGUUUCAUAUGGCGAGAUGAUUGGCUGUGAUAAUCCAGACUGUCCCAUUGAGUGGUUCCACUUCGCGUGUGUGGGGCUGACCAUGAAACCUAAAGGAAAAUGGUUUUGUCCACGGUGUACAGAAGAGAGAAAGAAAAAAUGAGCCAAUUUGACAAGAUCCCAUCCAUACAGAAGUGAACAAUGACAAAGUGUGUCUUGUGUCAACACAGAGCCAAGGUUAACUUCUGCAGAAAACAGUCUGAAAGAUGUGCAUGUAUGACCAAAUAUAAUUUAAUAACUUAUUUUAUUUAUUUUGUGUCAGCACUUGAUCAAAGAUCAACAUUUUUAUUAUAAAGAUUGGAUAGUAGUAGGAAUUGUUUUGAACAAAGCUUUUCUUGAGAUCUGAUAAAUUUACUGCUUUUAAAAAUUUUUAAUUAGAGACUGCUUUGUAUAAUAAUAUCCAACAUUGUGAAAAAAUUAGUGCCAAUAAUACUGCAUGCUAAAAUGGUCCAAGAUUUUAAUGUAAUUGAUAUGAAUCUUAUGCAGGGAGGAUGAAAUCAUUGUACGAUUCAAUUUCUUUUUUUUAAUUGUUAUUGUAAAUUCUUCACAUGUUUGGAUCUAGGAGGUACCGAUGAAUGAUUUCUCCAAAAUAAUGACUUUUGUCCAAGAUUCAUGUAUAUGUUACAAAGUUAAAAGCUUUCUAAAUGUGCUAAUAUAAUAUCUGCAUAAAAAUUGAUGGAUAUUUUAUAAGCCAGUACUGAUAAAACUUACUGUUUGUCCAUUUUAGUAUGACUGUUAAGCUGCAUCAGUGAAGAUUGUUUUAUGAAUCAUUAGGCCUAAAAAAAAAUAUGUUUGUUUCCUGUAACCCGACCGACCCAUUCAAAUUAUCCCCGGGUGGAUUUUUUUUUUUCUGACAAAUGGCAAAACUUCGUUUGAUCAAUCAGCUGAUUCCAUUUAUUAAAUUUAAA